Messenger RNA from Spirometra erinaceieuropaei, 2340 nucleotides. Lineage: Eukaryota; Metazoa; Platyhelminthes; Cestoda; Diphyllobothriidea; Diphyllobothriidae. The record is from the annotation of a GenBank genome assembly.
AUGGAUCUAGCCGGCCACAUGAGCAUUCAUGAAAACCUGUGGUAAAUCACCAUAGACAAGACGACAUCGCCACACAUUCCUUCAUCAACACAUGCACCACGCAUGUAAACCUCCAACAUGCCACACCACGGACACCUCUCAAGCAACAGGAAAGUGCGCUGUCCGCCUCCUUUCUCCGUGUGGUUCCUGUGAUGUAUGUGAAAUCCGAGCGUGCUACUUCCUUGUGCAUGAAAUCCUGGUUUGGGGUCAGGUCGUGUGUGUGGCACGCGCUGAUGAGCUGUUCUCGGCUCUGUCGGCCACCUCUCCCAAUCUCAGCAUCAGUUGUUCGACAUGCUCGAAUAGUGGACUUGUGCACGGGAUAGGGUAGAGUGAGUGACAUCGACUCACAGAAAACAUUUCCUCACCAUAAACAAUCUGGUGUGCUUGAGACUGUUACGGUGAGCUAAAAGACAUGACUUAGAAGUCUGCGAACUGAAGCUUCAACUCAGGCCGCGCAGUCAGCCCAGUUGCGUGUUCGUGGACUGAGAGUCCGACCGCGACGGCUCCUUCUUGAUAGCGCUCUCUCACCCGAGUGGGAUCCCAUCCGCACAACCGCCGUUGUGUGUAAUCCUGGUGUUUGCGUUUGGUGGGCCAGGUCGUGCAUGUGACGCGCGCGGAUGGGCUCUCUGUCAGCCACUGCGUCAACUUCCGGCAUCUGACCAGCUCUACAGUGAGAAGAGAGAGUGAAGUCGACGGUGACAGUGCGUAUUCCUCAAUGUAAAAAAUCUGACGCGUUUGAAUCUAUCGUGCUAAAAUUCGUGAAUUGGAAGAUUGCUAUCUGGCGAUUCAACUCAGACCUCACAGUCAGCCCAGUUGGUUAUUGGGCUGACUGACCGACUGGUGAAAAUAGAGUCAGGCCGCAAUGACAAUAUGUAAUCUAUGGCACUCAAGCCUAGCAGGAUCACAGCCGCCCCAACCUUUUUCCUCCAUAAAAAUUCUGGUCAGUGUACAUUUUGGACUAGAGGGUAUGAGCGUUUUCGUCGUUCCAGUCAAAUGCAUCCUCUCACGCCUCCGGUCUUCUUGACUCUAUCUUGACACGGGGCCCAGGAGGGGGAGGAGGAGGGAAGAGUGCGGUAGAUGCGGUGCAAGUCCCCCGUCACGCGAAAGCCACCGCCCCUGCGCCCACGCUGCCGUUAGGUACACGGUGGACAUCAUCGGUAAUGACGGUCAAAAAGACGUGUGUAAGCAGGGUGACCGGCUUGAGGACUGAGAGUCAGGCUCAGUGGCUCAUUCUUAAUGUAGCCUCUAUGGCAGUCUCACGAACCUGAGAUCAAAGCCCCCUUCUGUGGACACCUGGCACAUUGUGUGAGGAGCAGGUCGUAUAUGACACGCGUUGACGGGCUAUUUAUCUCUGUCAGCCAUUGCGCCCAGGCCCACCUCCGGUUGUUCUUACUCUGUCUUCCCAUCGGAUUUUGGUGGGUGAGGGAGGAUAGAUUGCAGCAGCUACUGCGCAUGUCUGCUGUCACUAUAAACUGCUUCAGACGCAAGUAAGCGCUGCUGCACCCAUCGCAUCGGGGGGCACAUGGUGGUCGUUGUCGCUCGCGCCGUUUGAACUCGGACACUUAUAAAACGAAAAGUCAAACGGUAUUGUUUUUUGACCUGGUUUGAUCGGCUUUUCGGCGUCAAUGGCCCGGUCAGUCGGCUACACCCGUCUUAGCGUCACAUGACCUACGAACUGCAUGUUUUGUAGGACCUCUUGCUUGAAGUGCGGGCGCACAGUUGUUCUUGAUCUUUCUAUUUCACGUUGCCAUGUCAACACACGGGAAUCAUAAAUAUCUGUAAGAGACACAAACGCCGUUUAUGGGAUCCAUAAAACGGACAUAUACUGAGUAAAUAGGCCAAAGUGCGUGGAUAUAUGCAAUCAGACCUCGUGCUAGGCAGGCGGAUCAAGCUAGUAGUUUAGCAGACGAGAGAGAGAGAGAGAGAGAGAGAGAGAGAGAGAGAGAGAGAGAGAAAGAAAGAAAGAAAGAAAGAAAGAGAAAGAAAGAGGGUUAAGCUGGAAAAGCUUAGUUAUACCAUUGCAUUUAUCUGUACGGCUAUAGCAUGCAAUGACCAGGUACAGGACUAGUGUCUUCCUGGUGAAGAUUCGCAUUCCAAGAACCAUUUCAUACGAGAAUAGAGUGAAAUAAUAGGAUAAAGCAGAAGAAGAAGAAGAAGAAGAAGAAGAAGAAGAAGAAGAAGAAGAAGAAGAAGAAGAAGAAGAAGAAGAAGGAGAAGAAGAAGAAGAAGAAGAAGAAGAAGAAGAAGAAGAAGAAGAAGAAGAAGAAGAAGAAGAAGAAGAAGAAGGGGAAAAAGUCCUGA